AUGAUUUGCGAGUUUCCGGAUAGAGUUUUGAAACUAGUGCCCGAAGGGUCGGGCCAUGCGGACGUCGAGCGGCUUAUACGCGACGUCACCGGUGACGACUCGGCAGUCAAAAUAACCAGCAUUAAGGGUGGAAUCACGAACCAGCUGCUCAUGGCGCAGCAGGGGUCUAAUAAAAUGCUCGUUCGAGCCUUCGGCAAGGGCACUUCCACGUUCAUUGACCGAAACCGCGAGUUUGCUGUCCACCGCCAGCUCACUACUUUGAACCUCGCUCCCAAACUCUACUGCCGGUUUGGAAACGGACUUGUCUAUGGGUUUGUAGAGGGCAGAGCCACCGUAUACCCAGAGCUUUCUCACCCAGAUAUUAUUAGUAGUGUGUCAAGCCGGUUGGCACAAUGGCAUGCUCUCUUGAAAAUCGAAGAUGUAAAGAAGCUACUUUCUCCCCAGCCGCUUGGCGAUUUGUGGAGUCUACUAGAGGACUGGAUCAAGCAGUGUCCAAGUGGUGUUUUGGAAAUGUCCAAAGCAGAAAUGGCAGAGGAGCUGGAGUGGUUCAGAAGCAAGUACAAGAGCAGCAACGAAGGAGAGGUAAUGGGACACUGUGAUCUUCUAGCUUCAAACAUUUUGGUGCCAAAUGCAUGGGACUCAUCCAGUGAGAUUUGUACAAUCAAUAGGAACGACCCCUCAAAGUCUAUGGCAACGUUCAUCGACUACGAGUACGCCAUGCCUUGUCCACGCUCUUUCGAUAUUGCCAACCAUUUCCAGGAAUGGCAGGGCUAUGAUUGUGACCGCUCCUUGGUGCCCAACCCAUUGUGCGACGAUAAGAACCUGAACGAUUGGGUUGAUCACUACAUCAAAGCAAUUAAGCACUUCACAGGUACCGUGAUCGGCACAGUCGACCAAAUGAUAGCCGAGCUUGCUGUUUGGUGGGGAAUGCCGGGAUUCUACUGGGGCAUCUGGUCGGCAAUCCAGUCAACGAACUCGGAAAUAGACUUUGACUAUGUCAACUAUGCCCGGACAAGAUUCGAAGAGUAUCAAAUCUGGAAAAAAACUAUUUAUCCUAACUUGCGUUAA
This is a messenger RNA of Wickerhamiella sorbophila, 1068 nucleotides long. RefSeq names its product putative ethanolamine kinase A. Gene Ontology annotation, molecular function: choline kinase activity; ethanolamine kinase activity. Bases 1 to 1068 code for a protein of 355 amino acids. The record is from RefSeq and is a predicted model, not a curated record. Lineage: Eukaryota; Fungi; Ascomycota; Dipodascomycetes; Dipodascales; Trichomonascaceae. Gene Ontology annotation, cellular component: cytoplasm. The transcript has a single exon. Gene Ontology annotation, biological process: phosphatidylethanolamine biosynthetic process; phosphatidylcholine biosynthetic process.